GCGCGUCGCCGUACCGAUCAGCUGCUUCGUUUUACGGGGCCACCGGAAAUCCUUCCGCCAGUGCUGGUCCUUUAAUAGGUGCUGCGGGUGGCGCCGGCGCAGGUUCCGCUUCUGUAUCCGCGUCUCCCAGUGUGGCGGAACGAAGAGCGGAGAUCGUCGCGCAUCAUCUCCGCGUGGCCGCGUCUCUGGCUUCCGCCGUUUCCGCCAUCGACGGCUCCGCAGGCUCCGCCGGUUCCGAUGAUCCUCCCCCGCUGGACCUAGAGAGCGCAACUGUUCGCGCGGAAGGGCAAUUUCCGCCAGGCGAGAUCGGGGGAGACUUGAGAGUGACAGUAACGAACGAGACAGGAAUGAAUGGCGCAUUCAAGAGCGAGACGGAAGCUGAAGCGGCGGAACGGACUGAUUGGGAUCGGUCGGCGGAAGGGGAUGGUAGACCUGACGAGGUGGGGGGCAGUGAUCCGAAACGGACCGAGAAUAAGCGGAUCGAUAGCCGUCGCGGAAAUAGCGGCGGCGGCGGCGGUGUUGGUGGCGGAAGUGGUAGUGGUAGCGGUGGACAGAGGAGAUCAGGCGGAAGCGGAGACGCGGAUGCGGGGGAGACUUCGAGGCAAAACGAAGGCGGACGCCCCCCGCGCAGCCCUGAGGACGGGAGCGGCAGUCGCGGAAGGAAGAAGGGCAGCGCCAAGCGGUAUCCAGUGCGCCGGCAACUGUUUUCCGCGGGAGGGCGACGCGCGGGCGCCGCAACGGGGGGAAACGGGGGCGGGGAUGGAGCCGGCGGAGCAGGCGAACGGGGCGGAAGAGGCGCGCGGGGAUCUUCCGCGGGGCAGGGUGAGGAGUGGCGGGCUCCGCAGCCGUGGGGGCGCGCGGGGAGAGCAGUGCGGUCGGUGCUCCGCACAUGGGGCGCCUCUUUUGAGGCGCCUCUUUUGAGGUGCCUCAAAAGUCGCCCCUCCUUCUCCCUGCUGUUUUCGUCUCCGUUGUCUUCUGUGCACGUUCCUUCUCUCCUCCUGCCUGCCCGCAUGUUGGCAACGUCUCUCUCAGUGCUUGCCACUCCUCCCUUCUCUUCCUCCCUUCCCUGCUACACCUCUUCCUCCCCAAACCCCCUGCCCCGACCUCCUCACCCUCGUUCCUUCCCUCUCAUCGUCUGUCAUGCUCCCCGAUGCUCUCCCCUGCCGCUCUCUGCCGCGUACACCUGCAUGAACCUCUGUUCCCUGUCCGCCCUGUCCGCCCUGUCCGCCGCUCUCUGCCUGGCUCCUCGUCCCCUCCUCGGUCAUCUGUCACUCCCCCGCCCCUCACUCUCUGGUCCUAAGCGCAUCCCAUGCCAUGCCGACCUCUCUGCCCUGCCCUCUCCACUCAACCCAUCCCCACAGCCACGGGUCUGGCAGCCUUCUCCAUCAACGUGGCUCUGGAGAUCCUGGCGGGCUGCAACGGGUCUGGCAGCCUUCUCCAUCAACGUGGCAGUGGAGAUUCUCGCGGGGUGGAAGUUCGGGGCGACGUGGUGGGUGAUGCAGCGCUCGCACGCGCUGGCCUUCGUGGUGUAUCUGGCGUUCAACGUGCUGCUCGUCUUCUCCUCCUCCUUCAUCGUUACCCGCUUCGCCCCCGCCGCUGCCGGCUCGGGGAUUCCAGAGAUCAAGGGGUACCUGAACGGUAGGUGGCGCUCGCACGCGCUGGCCUUCAUGGUGUAUCUGGCGUUCAACGUGCUGCUCGUCUUCUCCUCCUCCUUCAUCGUUACCCGCUUCGCCCCCGCCGCUGCCGGCUCGGGGAUUCCAGAGAUCAAGGGGUACCUGAACGGUAGUGUUGGCUGGCUGCGGAUGUGGGUUGUGGGCUGUUUAGCUACCUACCCGCAUGGCUAUGUGUGGUGGGUGAUGCAGCGCUCGCACGCGCUGGCCUUCAUGGUGUAUCUGGCGUUCAACGUGCUGCUCGUCUUCUCCUCCUCCUUCAUCGUUACCCGCUUCGCCCCCGCCGCUGCCGGCUCGGGGAUUCCAGAGAUCAAGGGGUACCUGAACGGUAGUGUUGGCUGGCUGCGGAUGUGGGUUGUGGGCUGUUUAGCUACCUACCCGCAUGGCUAUGUGUGGUGGGUGAUGCAGCGCUCGCACGCGCUGGCCUUCAUGGUGUAUCUGGCGUUCAACGUGCUGCUCGUCUUCUCCUCCUCCUUCAUCGUCACCCGCUUCGCCCCCGCCGCUGCCGGCUCGGGGAUUCCAGAGAUCAAGGGGUAUCUCAACGGCAUUGAUAUGCCGGGCAUCCUGUUGGUGCGCACGCUGGUUGGUAAGAUGCUGGGCAGUGUGGGGUCGGUGGCUGGUGGGCUGGCGCUGGGCAAGGAAGGCCCUCUCGUGCACACUGGCGCGUGCCUUGCUGCUCUCAUCGGCCAGCACUUUCUCCUCUCCUCUCCUCUGCUCUCGUCUCCUCUCAUCCCCCCAUCCCUCUCCUCCUGUGCCCCUCUCCAUGCCACGCCUUCUCCUCCCCUCGCCUUCCCCCUGCCCCCCCCCUCUGCCUUCACCCUACCCUCCUCCCUCCCUCCUCCCCCCCUCCUCCCAACCUCUCAAUCUGCACUCGCCUGCUCAGGGCGGCUCAUCGCGCUACCGCAUCCCCUUCAAGUGGUUCCGGGCAUUCCGCAAUGA
This is a messenger RNA of Closterium sp. Naga37s-1, 2609 nucleotides long. The record is from the annotation of a GenBank genome assembly. Lineage: Eukaryota; Viridiplantae; Streptophyta; Zygnematophyceae; Desmidiales; Closteriaceae.